AUGCACACGGUUCCAACAAUGGUACGAAUACUUGUAUUCAGCGUGACAGUUGUUCUGUACGUUUUGGGAGAUGUUGCCGAAUCAGCGCGAAUACUCGGGGUGUUUGUUACUCCAUCCUUCAGUCAUCAGAUCGUCUUCAGAGCGUUAACAAUGGAACUUUCCAAGCGGGGCCACGAGUUGGUUAUCUUCACCUCGGAUCCGCUGAACGAUCCUAGCCUCAAUAAUUACAAGGAAAUAGACAUGCACUAUACCUACGACCUGAAGAUGGACCACGCCAUAGCCAUGGACGAGACGUCCUUUAUACAGGAAUGGUACAAAGUGUCAGAACCGAUUACCGAGGCUGUUCUUAUCCAUCCAGAAAUGCAACGAAUCAUCAGUCCAAACAGCACCGAACGCUUCGACCUCAUCAUCGCCGAAUAUUUGUCCUACGAUGCCAUCUACGCUCUCCGGAUUCGGCUGGAUGCUCCGAUCAUCGGAGUUUGCACCACGUCUCUGUCACACUCACUGAGUUACCAAAUUGGAAAUACACACGCCCUGCCUUACUCUCCGUCAUUGAUGGAUGAUUACACGGAUGACAUGAAUUUCUGGCUGAGGUUGAUCAAUGCUUACAGAAUGGCAAAACACGCGAUUUUACGACAAUAUGAUCUAUUGCCAAGGCAAGAGAGACUGCUGAGAAAAUAUUUCGGACCGCAUGUGCCAAGUGUUGAGGAUCUGAGCACGGAGAUGAGUCUGGUAUUAACGAGUAGUCAUCCAUUGCUCGAAUACCCAAAGCCGAGCUUACCUACCAUCAUCCACAUAGAGGGUUGCCAUUUGAAACUCAAAUUACAAGGUCUCGACGAAGACUUGAAGGAGUUUUUGGACGAUGCUAAAGAGGGAUUUGUUUACUUCAGUCUAGGCACAAACGUGCUAAGCGACCACCUAGCUCCCGAAAAGAUACGUACUCUGAUAUCCGUUUUCGCCGCUAUGCCCUACCGAGUUGUGUGGAAAUGGGAGCAGAAUUCGCUCGACGGCAAGCCGGACAACGUUUUUAUAUCAAAGUGGUUCUCUCAACAAGACGUCCUCGCCCAUCCGAACAUCAAGCUCUUCGUUUAUCAGGGUGGAAGACAAAGUACUGAAGAAGCCAUACACUACGGCGUUCCGCUGGUAGGUAUACCUGUUUUUGGUGACCAGAAAUUCAACGUGCGUAAACUUGAAUCCAUUCGACUUGGCAAGCGGGUAAAUUUCGAGCCACUAUCCGGGGAUGAACUUAGAGGAGCCAUCGUCGAGGUCAUCGAGGACAAAGGGUAUAAGGAAAGAAUGUUGAAGUUUCGUCAGCUAUUCAACGACCGAAAAGAAGACCCGAUGGAUCGAGCGAUGUGGUGGAUAGAAUACGUCAUCAGGCAUAACGGUGCUCCUCACCUGCGACCGCGACUUCGACACUGGCCCUGGCACCAGCGAGAACUUCUCGACGUCCUGGCCUUCGUUCUCCUAGUCGCUUCCGCGGCCCUCUACUUGUCGUACAAGUUCAUCCGACUAGUUAUUAGAAAGUGUGCACAAACGUUGCCACCGAAAGUGAAAACGAACUGA
Molecule: messenger RNA, 1566 nt
Organism: Neodiprion fabricii
Lineage: Eukaryota; Metazoa; Arthropoda; Insecta; Hymenoptera; Diprionidae
Product: UDP-glycosyltransferase UGT5-like
Exons: 6
Coding region: 1-1566 (521 amino acids)
Molecular function (GO): UDP-glycosyltransferase activity
Source: RefSeq, a predicted model, not a curated record